Messenger RNA from Cyclocybe aegerita, 2463 nucleotides. Lineage: Eukaryota; Fungi; Basidiomycota; Agaricomycetes; Agaricales; Hemipholiotaceae. The record is from the annotation of a GenBank genome assembly.
AUGGCCGAUUCAGACCCUGUAGCUGCAAAGUCAGGCUUCCUGAAGAUGUACAUGUCGAGCCAUCCCGACACGCUCGUCGCGUACGCGAAGUGGUUUGGGAAGGUGGAGGAGGCUAUCACGGGCGCGGAGAUGUCUGCUAUCGACUGUAAUAGCAUGACGUUGACCUGCACCAUGAAGGGCGGCGAGAAGCGUGUCGUGCGUGUCCCAAUCGAGCCUCCGUUGAAGGGGUACGACGACGUGAAGCCAAGACUGCUUGAGAUGAAGGCAUUCGCACAGGAGGGCCUGGGCAUGAUCAAAGCACCCAAGAUCGCAACCUUCAACCUUCCUAGGCAGGCCUACCCCUCCGCGGCCUUCUGCUCCUUCGCCUACUACGUUUUCGUCUUUGGGGUCUCUUCGUGGGGUUCCGCCUCCCCUCUUGCCAGCCCAGCCAAGUUCAUCGUGUCGUAUACCGGCACCGGCCUAUGGACGUUUGGUGCCUGGUUCAUCGGCAUCACGCACCCGUUGGAGGCGCUCUAUGCAGCAUAUCUAUCCAGGCAGUAUAGCACUGGGUUUAUUCUUGGGGCGCUGUACACCCUCUCGACGCUGAUUGCGGGAUUCCCGGUGUGGAAGAGCAUGAGGAAGGAUGUCCAGGCGAAGAGGAUCGAGUCGGACUACGAGGAGACUCGGAGAUCUGCUGACGAGGACUAUACACUCUCCCCGACCACCACCGCGACUACAUCCUUCACUCCUGAUCCGCACGCUGUCUCUAUUGCGGAAGCUCAGUCGUACUAUGCAGGCUUGUAUUCUGAGCCCACGCUUCUAUACCGAACGGGCAAGGAGCAGUGGUCUCCGCCCAGGGGACCAGAGGCCCAGCGCCGUUUGAAGGAGCUAUGUGAGGUCUUCAACCAUCCAAUUACGAAGGUCUGGAACAACGACUUGGGCUGGAGGGUUGUCGCCAUUAUGGACGCUCACGCGAUCCGCUUUACGACCAUAGAUGUCGUUCGUUUCAAGGAGGUCGGAGUCGACGAAGCGGGCGAGGACGAGGAAGACGUCGAGGACGAGGAAGACGUCGAGGACGAGGAAGACGUCGAGGACGAGGAAGACGUCGAGGUUGAAGGAAAAGACGAGGAUGAAGAAACGGUCAAGACUAAGAAACAGGACGUCGGUCCUGUGACUAUCUGGAUCGGUGUAUCCCCCGAGACUACUACCGCUACGGCUGCCCACAACGCGGCUCAGGAUGUCCUAGCCCUUCUCAGGGACUAUGGAAUCACCGAUAUUGACGUAGACUAUCGCGAAUCCCCCUACACGCGCGAGAUUGGUCCCCGGCUUCUCCCACCUGUCAAUGAUCUAGACCCACUCGUCGACGUCGUUAGUCCCCUCACUCCCGCCCUCGGUCUUCGCAUCUCCACCAGGGCUAGGCCUAACGCUCAGGGGACGAUGGCCCUCUACCUCACAGAAGGUGGCGGCAGCAACAACCUCUUGGAGCUUUCGUGCCGCCAUGUUCUUUUCGGGCCGAGGGAAGCCAACGUCGACUACGUUCGCCACCCCAGUGCGCCUGUCAGGGAUGUCCUCCUGUUCGGCAAGAGAGCCUACACCAACCUAGUUGACUCGAUCAAAGUUAGGAUUGGACGACACGGCAUCUCGAUUAAGCGCUGGAGUAAACAGAUUGAAGGGUUCGUGGUGAGGGAGAGGGGCACCGACCCUGCCGACAUCCAAAAGGCUAUGAAAUCACGGAUUGAAACUCAGGCGUUGCUGGACCAGGCUGAGAACGCGGUGGAGGCACUUGCAGCAUUGCUCAAGCGUGUCAGAACUGACUGGAAAAGACUCAAUGACCGCGUUCUUGGCCACGUCCUCCUCUCCCCAGCCAUCGGUCUCGGUGUCGGUGAACAUCGUUUCACGGAGGACUGGGGAAUCUUCCAGAUCGACCGCGCUAAGCUUGGUGACGGUUUCCAGGGUAAUAAGCUGGAUCUCGGAACGAAGCUGACGUCCGAUGAGUUCACGCUCAAAUGCUUCCCUCGUGGAGAAGCUAACUGGGAGUUCGAGUAUCCCGGUGAUCGUCUGCUUCCGCUCAUGGGCACUAUCACUGACGAACUGAUGCGCUCCCCUGACAUGUGGGACUUAGACGGGGAACCGUGCUUGUUGGUCGUCAAGAACGGUAAUGCCACUGGCACCACCCUCGGCCGCGCCAACGGCGUCUUCUCCAUCGUCCGCGGCUAUUUUAACGACAUGUCUAUCAACCAGACCUCCAUGGAGUGGGGUAUAAUCAACUACGACAGCAAGUCCGAGGUCUUUUCGGAACCAGGCGAUUCUGGCUCCAUAAUCGCCGACAUCCGUGGACGUAUCGGUGGAAUGCUUACAGGUGGUUCCGGCAAAACCAAGGCCACCGACAUGACCUAUGCUACGCCGUUCUGGUGGCUCUUCCAGCGCAUCAAGGGCAAGGGAUUCCCUAAUGCGCACCUCAAUGUUACUUGCAAGGGAAGAUGA